AUGCACUGUGUCCAGCGUAAUAAUACUGAUAGAAAGCACAGUGCCAAUAAUUACCAGGCAGCUUGGGUGUGGCAGCUGCAGAGCAGCCCACUUCGGGCGAAAUCGUCUUCAUUUUUCCUCUCCAAUCUCUCCAAAAUCGACUGCGGGACUGGGCCGCCCGACCAUGUCAUUAUACGACCCAUUACUUGA
Messenger RNA from Podospora pseudocomata, 189 nucleotides. RefSeq lists its product as uncharacterized. NCBI's taxonomy places the organism in Eukaryota, Fungi, Ascomycota, Sordariomycetes, Sordariales, Podosporaceae. The coding region runs from base 1 to 189 and encodes 62 amino acids. The transcript is spliced from 2 exons. The record is from RefSeq and is a predicted model, not a curated record.